This is a messenger RNA of Petromyzon marinus (sea lamprey), 1532 nucleotides long. Its product is annotated as E3 ubiquitin/ISG15 ligase TRIM25-like. Gene Ontology annotation, molecular function: zinc ion binding; protein binding. Lineage: Eukaryota; Metazoa; Chordata; Hyperoartia; Petromyzontiformes; Petromyzontidae. The record is from RefSeq and is a predicted model, not a curated record.
GUGUAAGACACGAACUGUGUAAGACACAAGAUGUGUGUGAGACACUGGAUGUGUGUAAGACACGAACUGUGUGAGACACUGUGUGUGAGACACGGGCUGUGUGAGAGACACUUGCUGUGUGUGCUAUGGAUGCUGAGUGUUCCGAUGCUGUGGUUAAACGAGGCUGUGUGUAAUGCUGUUGGUGGUUGUCCCAGGAGAAAGUUCCCAAAGGAAUCUGCACCCCCACCUGCCACUUCACUGGACGCCACCACGAUCCGCUCCCUUGAAAGGGCCAUGCGCAGACUCCUGCCUCUCGUCUAUGGACGCUCACCGACUCUGGACACAAACUCAGCCAGCGACCAUCUCCAGAUUUCCUCGGAUCUCAGGACGGUGACGCGGAGCGAUGUCCCCCAGGGUCGCCCCCAUCACCCACACCACUUUGAUGAGUGGGAUCAAGCCCUGUGCUCUGAGAGCUUCUCGUCAGGUCAGCACUACUGGGAGGUGCACGUGGAGGUAGCGGGGUGGUGUCGGGUUGGAGUCGCAUACAGGACGAUCCCACGUAGAGGGGGUGGUGCUGAGUGCCGCUUGGGAGGGAGUGAAGUCUCCUGGUGUCUACAGAAACUUGACGACAGCUUCUCAGUGGUGCAUGGUGGGGUAGUGACGUCACUGUCGGUCCCGGAACCUCCACGGAGAGUUGGGGUCCAUCUGGACUGGGACGCGGGGCUGCUGUCGUUUUACAGCACCGACUCAAUGGCGCUGUUGCACUCAUUUCAACAAACCUUUACUCAGCCCCUACAUCCUGGGCUGUGGGUGUGGGGUGAUGAUGGUGACUCAGUGAGGAUUGUGGAUCUGAGUGGUCCGUCCUGAGAGAGGUGAACGUGAACAGCACAGAUGGCAGACGCCACGACGCACGGCGCUCACCACCCUCGUCACCGUCACGCGGAGCGCCACGCCCGUGAUUGGCUGGUGGCUGUCGGUGGCUAAGGGCUGCGUGGCUCUCUAUCACAAUGGGGGGGUUGGCGUAAAUAAUCCUCACAACCUUCAUGGGGGGGCGGGUGAUAAAAUAAGUACUGCUCUGUGUGUGUGAAGCCAGCGUAGAUGUAUUCACCCUGCCAGAGGAGUGUGACUGUGGUGUAGGGUGCAGUAAUUAGCAAUGGUGAACUGGGAUGUGUUUAUACACUGGUGGUUUCAUGGAAUGUGGGAGAAACACAACAACAAUAAUAUAAUUGAUUUUAAAGGUUUAAAUGUACGCCUACGGCAGUGGCGUUAUAACGCUUGUAUAAUUGAUUCUACAAUAAAAAAAAUACUGAACACAAACAACAAUGUAGUUGUGUACAGCGUCAUUCAUGCUUGCUGCAUCCCGCAACACUGUUCAUUAAUUAAACACGAGGACCAAAUCCUCACAGCCACUGCCAAGCAAAUUAAAUCUACAAAUUAAUGAACAAAUAAAGAUAUGGCGACAAACACAAAAGGCACCAACAAUGUCCGAGCUGUUCAAAAUAUCUGCUUCUGCGUCAUGGACGUGGUGACGUCACCAUGCACGCUCCCCUAAC